Cylindrotheca closterium is the source of this 1170-nucleotide messenger RNA. The record is from the annotation of a GenBank genome assembly. NCBI's taxonomy places the organism in Eukaryota, Bacillariophyta, Bacillariophyceae, Bacillariales, Bacillariaceae.
AUGGUUCGGCAACGAAAAGUGUCAGACCAAGCUGACAUAGAAUGCCCAGGCACACCUAAUGAUGGUGUCAAGAAGGUUAUCGAUGAAGAGUUGACAACGGUUAAACAACUAUAUUCGCCGCGAGAAGUUCAGGCAAACGGUGACAGAGGGGGGGGCUUUUUUUCUCGUGUAGUCUCUGACAACCCAGAAUUUUUCGCGCAGGCUUUCAAAUUCUCGUUGUGCUUCAUUGGCUUGCAAGCGUCCUAUCUCACCUGGGGUUACAUGCAGGAGCUUAUCAUGACAACAAAGUUCAAUCCAACACAGAACGUUCCGAGUGGGCACUUUCCCUCUGCAGCGUUCUGUGUCUUCAGCAAUCGUUUCCUCGCUGUAAUCGUAGCGAUAUGCGCAGUGCGAAUCAAACAUGGAGCAGUUUUUGCCAACAAUACUGCCCCCUUGUGGGCAUUUACCCCUUGUGCUCUGAGCAACACGAUGAGUAGUUGGAGUCAGUAUGCUUCUUUGAAGUAUGUCUCCUUUCCUUUGCAAACCGUUUUCAAAAGCUCCAAAAUAAUACCCGUAAUGAUGAUGGGAAAGUUCCUAAAAGGGACUAAGUACCCAGUUGGUCAAUACAUCGAAGCUGUUUGUAUCACGACAGGUGUGGCAGUAUUCUCAUUCGCGUCGAAAAGCUCAAAUAACGACACGACUACUGAGCUAAUUGGAUUAAUGUUCCUAUUGAUGUACAUCUCCUUCGAUUCCUUCACAUCACAAUGGCAGGAUAAAAUAUACACGCAAUACGGUCGCAGCAACGUUGAUCCAUAUCAAAUGAUGUUGGGAGUCAACAUAUCUGCAAUUUGCAUCACUACUGCUGGGUUAAUAAUCACUGGGGAUUUACCAAUUGUGGCGGAAUUUCUGAGGGCCAAUCCAAUAGUCUUUCGGUACAACCUUAUCACUGCAAUCACUUCAGCUUCAGGACAACUUUGUAUCUUCUAUACAAUCAAGGAAUUUGGACCAAUUGUUUUUACCAUCAUCAUGACAACACGACAAAUGAUUUCUAUCUGCAUUUCGGCUCUUGUCUUUGGGCAUACAAUAUCAGCCAUCGCGCUUCUUGGAGCGGCUGUAGUGUUCUCCGUUAUCUUCUAUCAGAUUCGGCGAAAAUAUUUUGCUCGUCUGGCAAAAAAGACGACUGGCAACUGA